CAAACGUAAAACGCACAUAACAACGGGAGACAAGAUGUCCCUCACCGUCAAGAACAUUUCUGUAGUUUUCAAUCCUAUAAAUCAAAACAAUACCUUCACCAAUGGAGAUUUUAUAUCGGGACAAGUUAUUCUAGAUGUUGCGAAGGACACGCAAAUGCAGUCUUUAAGUAUCAAAAUUAAAGGCAAGGCAGAAGUCCUCUGGUGCGAGCGACAUGGUAACACCACUGUUGUUUACUCUGACAAGGAAAAAUAUUAUUCAAUGGAGCGGUUCUUCGUUCGGGACGACCACAAACAUGGCAAAGACUGUGAAAUGCUGAAAGAUCCUUCAGGACAGCCUUAUAGCUCAGUUGUGGCACCAGGACAUCAUGUUUAUCCAUUCAUCUUCCAGUUGCCUCAGCAGAACUUCCCACAAACUUUCAAAGGUAGAGAUGGUAAAGUUCUCUACACUUUGCAGACAAAACUGGCUAGAUCAAUGCGUGUUUCUAGCAAAGCUAAAACUGAGUUCCACUACGUGCCCAGACCUGAUCUCUCCAAUCUUGAACUAAUGGCACCUCAGUAUGGAACCAAAGAUAAGCAAAUGAAACUCUUUACCUCUGGGAGUGUCUCUAUGAACAUAAACACUGAGAAAAUGGGAUACUACCUAGGAGAGGGGUUGAAAGUUUUGGCUGAAGUUCAGAACAAUUCAUCCCGGGCUGUCAAGCCAAAAUACUGUCUGUAUCAAAAACACAGUUUUUUUGCAAGAGGCAAGAGAAGAGUUCACACAAAUGAACUUCUUAAAGAGGAGGGGGAACCCAUCGAGCCAAACACAAAGAAAAAUUUCACCAAAGUGCUGACCAUUCCACCUAGCCUUACCGCCUCUACCCUGAACUGUAGAAUCCUUAUGAUUGAGUACAGACUCCGGGUGUACCUGGAUGUGCCGUAUGCCUCUGAUCCAGAGAUCAAAUUCCCAAUUGUUAUUCUUCCUCUUCAGACUGCCUCAGAUUCAAAGGGUCCCUCAAACAAUGACUUUGGAAUUUUGAACCAACAAGCAGGAGGCAAUGCGUACCCCAAUCCACCUCCACUGGCUUCAUCAGCCCCACCACCUAAUGUGGCUGGACCUCCUGGUCUGUUUGGGGCCCCUGGCUGCUAUGGGCCUCCUCCUGGUCAGUUUGCUGCCCCUGCUUACUCUGGACCUACUGGCCAAAUUGCUGCCCCUGCUUACUCUGGAUGUCCUGGUCAAAUUGCUUCCCCUGCUUACUCUGGACCUCCCGGUCAAAUUGCUGCCCCUGCUUACUCUGGACCUCCUGGUCAAAUUGCUGCCCGUGCUUACUCUGGACCUCCUGGUCAAAUUGCGGCCCCUGCUUACUCUGGACCUCCUGGUCAAAUUGCGGCCCCUGCUUACUCUGGACCUCCCGGUCAAAUUGCUGCCCCUGCUUACUCUGGACCUCCCAGUCAAAUUGCUGCCCCUGCUUACUCUGGACCUCCUGAUCAAAUUGCUGCCCCUGCUUACUCUGGACCUCCCGGUCAAAUUGCUGCAACUGGUUACCCUGGACCUCCAGGUCAUUUUGGUACCCCAGGUCAACUUGGUCCUUCAGUUUCAAAUUCAAAGUCUGACUCAUCAGCUCCACCUCCUUAUCAGGACUAUUGGUUAUAUCCAAAGAUGCCGGAUGGCCCUGAAAAUGCUGGACUGCCCCCAAAAUCUUGACAAAAUUACUUUUGUCAUUUAUUAUUUGCUAAACCAGUUAGAGCUGUUUGUUUUGUGUAAAGAUUAGUUAGAACAAUUCAUAUUAAUUUUUUUUUAAGUGAUGUUACAUUUUAAUAAGCCAAAACAUAUGAUUAUAUACAGUGCAUCCGGAAAGUAUUCACAGCGCUUCACUUUUUCCACAUUUUGUUAUGUUACAGCCUUAUUCCAAAAUGGAUUAAAUUCAUUAUUUUCCUCAAAAUUCUACAAACAAUACCCCAUAAUGACAAUGUGAAAGAAGUUUCUUUGAAAUCUUUGCAAAUUUAUUAAAAAUAAAAAAUGAAAAAAAAAUCACAUGUACAUAAGUAUUCACAUUCUUUGCCAUGACAAUCAAAAUUGAGCUCAGGUGCAUCCUGUUUCCACUGAUCAUCCUUGAGAUGUUUCUACAAUUUGAUUGGAGCCCACCUGUGGUAAAUUCAGUUGAUUGGACAUGAUUUGGAAAGGCACACACCUGUCUAUAUAAGGUCCCACAGUAAACAGUGCAUGUCAGAGUACAAACCAAGCCAUGAAGUCCAAGGAAUUGUCUGUAGACCUCGAGACAGGAUUGUAUCGAGACACAGAUCUGGGGAAGGGUACAGAAAAAUUUCUGCAGCAUUGAAGGUCCCAAUGAGCACAGUGGCAUCCAUCAUCCGUAAAUGGAAGAAGUUUGGAACUACCAGGACUCUUCCUAGAGCUGGCCGCCUAGCCAAACUGAGCGAUCGAGGGUGAAGGGCCUUAGUCAGGGAGGUGACCAAGAACCCGAUGGUCACUCUGACAGAGCUCCAGCAUUUCUCUGUGGAGAGAGGAGAACCUUCCAGAAGAACAACCAUCUCUGCAGCACUCCACCAAUCAGGCCUGUAUGGUAGAGUGGCCAGACGGAAGCCACUCCUCAGUAAAAGGCACAUGACAGCCUGCCUGGUCUUUGCCAAAAGGCACCUGAAGGACUCUCAGACCAUGAGAAACAAAAAUUGAACUCUUUGGCCUGAAUGGCAAGCGUCAUGUCUGGAGGAAACCAGGCACCGCUCAUCACCUGGCCAAUACCAUCCCUACAGUGAAGCAUGGUGGUGGCAGCAUCAUGCUGUGGGGAUGUUUUUCAGCGGCAGGAACUGGGAGACUAGUCAGGAUCGAGGGAAAGAUGAAUGCAGCAAUGUACAGAGACAUCCUUGAUGAAAACCUGCUCCAGAGCACUCUGGACCUCAGACUGGGGCGAAGGUUCAUCUUCCAACAGGACAAUGACCCUAAGCACACUAAGCCAAGAUAACAAAGGAGUGGCUCCGGGACAACUCUGUGAAUGUCCUUGAGUGGCCCAGCCAGAGCCCAGACUUGAACCCGAUUGAACAUCUCUGGAGAGAUCUGAAAAUGGCUGUGCACCGACGCUCCCCAUCCAACCUGAUGGAGCUUGAGAGGUCCUGCAAAGAAGAAUGGGAGAAACUGCCCCAAAAUAGGUGUUGCAAGCUUGUAGCAUCAUACUCAAAAAGAUUUGAGGCUGUAAUUGGUGCCAAAGGUGCUUCAACAAAGUAUUGAGCAAAGGCUGUGAAUACUUAUGUACAUGUAAUUUGUUUCGUUUUUUAUUUUUAAUAAAUUUGCAAAGAUUUCAAAGAAACUUCUUUCACAUUGUCAUUAUGGGGUAUUGUUUGUAGAAUUUUGAGGAAAAUAAUGAAUUUAAUCCAUUUUGGAAUAAGGCUGUAACAUAACAAAAUGUGGAAAAAGUGAAGCGCUGUGAAUACUUUCCGGAUGCAAUGUAAUUUUUCUGUGUAGUGUUUUGAUACCUCCUGCAUACUUUCAUUUAAAGCCCAAGAAAUCUUGUAUUAUGUAACAACAAAGUUGAGUACCAUCUUCCAGAAGAGUAUUUUUCUAUACAAUGACUCGAGACUUAAAUCACCAUAUAGUUAUUUGAGACAUGAAUAUACAGUAGCAUAAGUACAACUGUUUUUACUUCAAUAUAUUACUUUGUAAUAGUGGACUUUCUGUUGUUUAUUGAUGAUUAAAAAAUAAUGGAUCUGCUUAA
Molecule: messenger RNA, 3707 nt
Organism: Myxocyprinus asiaticus (Chinese sucker)
Lineage: Eukaryota; Metazoa; Chordata; Actinopteri; Cypriniformes; Catostomidae
Product: arrestin domain-containing protein 3-like
Exons: 7
Coding region: 35-1684 (549 amino acids)
Biological process (GO): protein transport
Cellular component (GO): plasma membrane; cytoplasm
Source: RefSeq, a predicted model, not a curated record